AUGUUUUGAAAUGUAUUAUUUCUGUGGUAUUCAUUUUAAAAUUUUAUUAAAGAUUCAAAAAAAGGGAUUAAAAGAGUACAAAAAGCAAAAGGAGCUUGAAGAUGAAAUGGAUAAGAUUGAAAAAGCUGCUCUUGAAGCAUAUGAGAAAGACUUGCAGCGUUCAAGUAUGCAACAAAAGUCAAAUUUACAACAAAAUUCAGAAUCUCUUAACAAACAAAUAAGUGUGGUGGAACAAAAAGCAAAUAUUGAAAAAGUUAUUAAUGCUGCUUUAAAAAAGCAAGAAAGGACUUGUCCAGAAAAUAAAACAGAAUUAUCUGAAACUUCUUCAAGGAAAUGGUAUGAAGCAAUGACAGAUGAAGGUUACAGAUAUUAUUGGAAUAUUGAGACAUCAGAAUCACGGUGGGACCCACCUGAAGAAAGUUAUGUGGUUUUAGAAGAACAAGGCAUACAAAAUGCAGAAAGCAAAGAAGCAGACAAAGAAAAUCCAGAAGAUACAUCUUCUCUUCAAAAUGAGGAAAAUAAAGACAGUAAUGAUACUUCAUCCUUUGCUAUUGGACCCCAACCAAGGAUUGAUCCAUAUGGUCAGUGGGUCACUGUUGAACAUAAAAAACCUGUACAAUAUGAUCUUGAGUUGCCUAAGCUACCAGAAAAUUAUAUUGAAGUUGCUAUUCCUGUCGUGAAAGAUGAGGAACCUAGAUUAAAAUUCAAAGAAAAAACAAUUGGCCAGCUAUCUGACAUGGACUCUAAUGAAGAAGUGACUUUCAAGAAGAGAAAAUUUAACAGUUCAUGUAAAAAGAAUGCAAGACAACGGACUGUCGAUGAUGAUUAAUGCUGUAUUAUAUUGUAGUUGUAUAUUAUAUUUCUGUAAAUGUUAUCUGUUAAAAUAAUAAUUAUUAAACAAAGGUAUGAUUUUUUUUAAAUUGUGAAUUUUAUAUGUACUUCUCUUUCCCAAUUUGGCAUAAAAUUUUCAUUAUGGUAAAUCUUGCUUGAAUUUUCUGUUAGUAGUAAAUUAGUGUGAUGCAGGAAGAUUAUUGUUUUCUUAGUAAUGUUCUCUUAAAUUUCUUCUGCAAUGUAAAUAUAGCCUGGUUAGUGAUAUGCUUUAUUGCUACAGAUUAUCUAAAAAUAAUAUUUAUGCACCUAGCAUUAGUAACAAAAAACUGUUAACAAUGAUUUGAUUGGGCAUUUUGUAUUUGAAUUAGGCACUGUCUACAUUGUAUGGGGGUAAGCAUGUGUAGGCUUACCCCAUACUGUUUUGUUUUUGCUUGCUGGUGGAAGUGUGAAUGUUUUUAGUUUUUCAAGGGCAGGAUAGUAUACACAAAAUAACAAAAGUCACUAAUUUUUUUAAAGCAGCAUAAGUGGAUUUUAAAGUUUUAUUGGUAGGCUAACAAUGUGCAUGAGUUGCAAGAAUGAUAGAUGCCAGAAUUUUAUACUAUGCCUCUAUAGCAGUCAUAAGAUUGUGCGACAACAUUGCCAAAAAAAGGCUUAAAGUGGUCUAAAAAAAGGACAGUACAACAAGAUAAAGACAACAGUAAUGAAUAAUAGAGCAAUGGAGAUUGUGUUACAGACUUUUACAAAAUGUUGAGAGAAAAGCCAUAGAACCUGGAUGACAUGAAACAUACACUGAACUAUCUGUGCUUCCCUUCUCAGUUGGUUGUAGACCCAUUGUACCAAUCAACAUUUUUAAGGCAAAUUCUGUUUUCAAAAUUUUUGCAAGCAGAGUAGUCAGAGCAAGCCAUAGCAUUAAUGGGGUGGUAAUCAACUGAAUAUUUUCUAAAUGUCAUUGAUUUAAAACAACUUAAUUUUAAAUAAAAUAUCAAUUAAUUUAUCAUUUUUAUAGAAAUAAUUAUUUUAGAAGUAAUUAGUAUAUAAUUAGAAAAUGGUAACAUUCAAAGAAUUCUCCCAAAGAAAGUACAUUCUUGGUUACACAUCUGAGAGAAGGCUUCUGUUUUCAGGAUUUAUUCUAUGUAUAUUCAGGACUAUAAUCACAGUUGGUUGCACAUCUAAAAUAAGGUCUCCUGUUUUCAGAAUUUGUUCUAUGUGCAUUCAGGAAUAUAAUAACAGUUUCCUGCCAUAAAUUUGCAAAAUAUGUGUUGUUGAUCAUUUGAAUUUACGAUUUUUAGCUUUCAGUGUCUGUUCUGUUCAGGUUUAUUCAUGUGAAAUGCAUUAAGAAAUAUGUUAAUUAUGGUAGUCUUUCAGAUUAUAGCAUUUCUGAUCUGAUGUCUGCUGUCUUUUAAAAAAACUAUAUAAAAAUAAAAUUUUUAUUGUUCCAAUCUGUAAAUCACUGUUCAUCCUAAUAAAGAUUUCAAAACUUC
Molecule: messenger RNA, 2312 nt
Organism: Stegodyphus dumicola
Lineage: Eukaryota; Metazoa; Arthropoda; Arachnida; Araneae; Eresidae
Product: WW domain-binding protein 4
Biological process (GO): mRNA splicing, via spliceosome
Cellular component (GO): precatalytic spliceosome; nucleus
Molecular function (GO): zinc ion binding; RNA binding; protein binding
Source: RefSeq, a predicted model, not a curated record